Messenger RNA from Vespula pensylvanica (western yellowjacket), 2826 nucleotides. It is a transcript of the gene Nup50, whose product is annotated as nuclear pore complex protein Nup50. Gene Ontology annotation, cellular component: nuclear pore. Gene Ontology annotation, biological process: protein import into nucleus. Bases 358 to 1887 code for a protein of 509 amino acids. The transcript is spliced from 5 exons. NCBI's taxonomy places the organism in Eukaryota, Metazoa, Arthropoda, Insecta, Hymenoptera, Vespidae. The record is from RefSeq and is a predicted model, not a curated record.
CUUGGUUGUGAUUCAUUAUUUAUAUUCUUUCAACACUUUUGAUUUGUUUGAGCUUAACUCUAGCCUAAAAAUAUCAUAUAUAUAUCUCUAUUUUACACAAAAUAGCAUUUUUGGUAGACCAUUCCUUCUAUCCUGGCCAAGCCUGACGAUUCAUACCGUAUCUUAUGAUUGUAGAUCCCGGACAAAUUUGCUCACAGACACAAAGUAUCAGUGUGUAGUGAAUUAAUAUAAACGCUGGAAUGCUGUAAAUAUUUUAACUUUAUAGUUAUCCUGUAAAUCCUUAUUGAUUGUUAUAUUUCAUUUUUUAUAAUAAAUAUAACGUAUACAAUUUUUAAUAUUCAGUUACAAACAUUAUAAAUGGCUACUAAACGUACGGCAACUACAGAUUUAAAUCAUGAUAAUUGGAAUGAAGAAAACGAACCUGAAGAUGCAGGAACAUUUACAAAGGCAUCUGACGAAAUUCUUCAGAAAAGAGUAAUUAAAGCUGCUAGGCGUAGGUUAGCUCCAAAAGAUGAAACAAGCAAAAAUGCAUUUGGUGGAUUUACAGGUUUCAACACCCCAACUACUAGUUCAUCUCCAUUUAAUUUUUUAGCAUCUACAAGUACUACUUUUCAAUCAUCAUCCUCGGCAAUAUCAAACACGAAUAGUGGAAUUACCAAAAGUUCAGAAAAUGGAACUAGUAAGACAGAAAAUGUCCAACAAGUCAAACCAUCAUUAACUGAAAAAUCUGAAAAUGAACAAGAAAAUGACAAAGUUUCUAAAAAAUCUCCAGAAUACUUUGCGCAAUUAAAAGGAUUAAAUGAAAGUGUUGCACAGUGGAUUAAAACACAUGUAGAUGCAAAUCCAUUUUGUAUUUUAACACCUAUAUUUAAGGAUUAUGCAAAUUAUUUAAAUGAAAUAGAAUUAAAAUAUGGGAAUGAAUCUAAGAAACCAAAACAUGAUGAACAAACUUCAUCUGGAAAGGAUAACACCAAGGAAAAUAAUAGCAAAGAUAGUAGUAAUAAAAGUGAAAGUGAUAGUACUCAUGAAGUUACAAAUGUAAAAGCUUAUUCUGGAGUAUCAGAUUGGAAACCAGAAAAAUCAAUCUUUGGAAAUGUCAGUGUUAAUGCUAAAUCAAUAUUUGGUAAUACAGAACAAAAAUCAGAUACUCCAAAAUCUAUUUUUAAUAACAUAGAGCAACUUACCAACAUACAGAAACCAAUUUUUGGUAAUGUUGAGACAAAGACAACUAAUAAAAAUAUAUUUGACAAACCAAAUUCUGAAAGAAACCCACUAUUGACUAAGCCAACUUCAGGUUCAGAAAUUAAAGAUGAUAAUGAAUCAAAAUCUGAUAAAAUAAGUAGUGGUCUUACAUUUACAUCCUCUAAUACUACUACAUUUAGUUUUGGUCAAAGUUCUACAGCUACUAGCCCAUCUGCUGGUUUUAGUUUUGGAAAUACAAAACCAUUCUCAUUUGGAGCUCAAGUCGUAAAAUCACAAGAUAACGAGGACAAAUCUGAAAAUCAAUCUAAAGAUGAUGAUGCUGAGGAACCUCCAAAACCAGACUUUAAACCAGUUACAGAAGAAGGAGCAAUCUAUGAACAAAGAUGUAAGGUGUUUAUUAAAAAAGACGGCGUUUUUAGUGAUAGGGGUAUAGGGACAUUGUUUUUGAAACCAACGCCAAACGGAAAGACGCAGUUAAUAGUACGAGCAGAAAAUUCAUUGGGAAAUUUAUUGUUGAAUACUUUAUUAACUGAAAGUAUUCCUACACAACGUAUGAAUAAAAAUACCAUAAUGUUGGUUUGUCUGCCAGAUUCACAACCUCCACCUACACCAGUUUUGUUAAGAGUGAAAACUAGUGAAGAUGCAGAUGUUUUACUAGAAACUUUAAAUAAACAUAAAAAAUAAAUUGAAAAUAAAAUAUCUAGGUACUGUAUUUGACUAGCAUAAUGAGAAUACUAUAUAAGCAUAAUGAGAUAACUAUAAGAGAAGAAAGCAUAAUGAGAUAACUAUGAGAGUACACAGUAUGUUGCAACAAAUUUAAUAUCAUAGGUAAAAAUUUUUAAGUUAGAACAUAAAUGUGUUAAUUGUUGCAUCAUCUUAUACUCUUACUAUAUUAUGCUACUACCAUUUUUGAAGUAAAGAUGCCAUUAUCAACUACUCGUAUGAUUAUGUAUAAAAGCUUUAAAGCAAAAUUAAUGUGUGUGCAACGUUCGUGAUUAGAUAAAUAUUAUAUUGUAUAUUUGAAACUUACCCUGUUAACACAGGUAAUAUUUGUAAUAUAUUUGACAUUUCGUAUGACUUUAACAGUUUUUUUGUUUUGUCCAGAAAAAAUAAUGAAAAGAUCUUUAGAAAUUGUAAUGGCAUUUGCAGUUAACUUUUCAAUUCAUAAAAGAGUAAUAACAAAAUUGCAUUAUUAAAAAAUGGUAUAUAUCAUUAAAAAAAAUAAGUGUUUCUAAAAAUAUUAUAUUCUUUUUCAUUUAUCAAUCAUUCAUUAGUUUCAAUUUCUUAAACUUUCAAAACGUUUAGAUAUUCUUAUUUUCUUGAUUAAAUAAUUUAAAUUAUAAUUUCUUUUAAUAAAUUUUGUAUUUUCAAAUAUAUAACAUAAGUAUGCUUAUUAAAAUUACAAAAAUUUGUUCAUUAUCAAACAAAUACUACAUAAAUGUAUCAAUAUAAUUUUUUAUUAUAUUGAUAAUGAUGUUAUAGUGCAUGUCUGUAAUGAAUAGCACACUAUGGAAUUGUCUGAUGUAUGACAUUAAAAAUAUAAGUUUUAUAUAUUAUACGGUCAUGUCUAGUAAAUAUUGAAUAUAAACCAUGAAAAGAAUAAAUGCUAUUUUUUUCUUAGAA